This is a messenger RNA of Enterobius vermicularis (human pinworm), 912 nucleotides long. NCBI's taxonomy places the organism in Eukaryota, Metazoa, Nematoda, Chromadorea, Rhabditida, Oxyuridae. The record is from the annotation of a GenBank genome assembly.
AUGAAUCUCACUCACAAAAUAUUGCCUUUCUUGAUUUUAGGGUUUGGAAAACCAGUAAACUCAGUCGCAUUGCCAAAGAGCAACGGUCAAUACACAUUAACCGAAGAGUACUUAGCAGACAACAACAAUGCAGAACCAAUUCCAGAAGAAUUGUUAACUCGUCUCUCUGAUAAUGAUAACUCGUUAGCAAAAAGGAUGGAGCUGCUGAAAAUACACGAUAAACCGAUGCGAAGAAGAGUGUCACGAACAUACUCAAUAGUGUCAGACUCAAAAGUGGAAGGGCAGGCGAGGAUAAACAGCAAAGAUGACGAACUUUUAGAAGGAAAUUUCAAAGAGUGCUUGAAAAUGAAAACAUUUGUUGAGAUUAUGGCAUGCCUUGCAGUCGGUGAAGUGCAUAACAUAGAAAGACAUCCUAUAUCUACAGCACAAAAUGAGAACACUCAGGAUGCAAUUUCCGUUCUAAACAACGAACUUGAGAUUUUGAAGCAUGCUGUGAUAGAGAUGAGAAAACUUUUGGAGUGGUUAAUCAGUGACGAAGAUAAUGAAGAUUCGAAAACUAGUAGUAGUACCACAAAACUACCCGAUUUCGUCAAAAACUUCGCAUUUCAAAGCCCUAACAAUGAUAACAGUAAGAAAAUGAACGUCAUUAAAAAUGAUGCACCUGAAAUGCCAUAUAGCCGCAGAAGUAACGACAGUUUUAAAAUUGAUCCAAAUAUUCAUUGGUAUCGCAAUGGAGUUGCGGGUAUACGGAUAACAGACAGUGUACAAAAGUCUAAAAAAUACGAUACCAGCGGUUUCUCUCAGCGGCAGCAGCAGUUUUUAAACGAAGAAUAUCAAAGACAUGGAGAGUUGAGGCAACUAAGUUCAGCGGAAGAUAAUCUAAACCGUGUGCCUUUUAAUUUUGAGAAUUAA